AUAAAAGAUAAAGAAUUGGUAUAAAGUAAUAUAUCAUUCUCACGUAAGCAUUUUCGAAAUAUUCAAUUUAUAAUUAUACUAUUUUUUUGCAAUUGUGUUAUUUAAUUAGUUUGUAAUAGAUGCAUAAUAGUCAUGAGAGAAAACAAAACUUAUCAGAUUAAUUUGUGUUUUAUACCAAUUCUUAUUUUCAUAUUGUUACCUACCACAUUUAUCAUUACAUCAAUAAUUGCUAUAAACAAUGAUCAUGUAGAUGGAUUUCCAUAUAUUUCGGAUACAGGCACUUAUGUUCCUGAAAGCUGUAUUUUCGGACAAUGUCUUAAUAUUAUUUCAGCUCUCAUGUGUUUCUUAGCUGUUUUGAGAUAUUAUCAAAUCAAGGAGUACACUAUAUUGUAUAAUUUCAGUGGAGCAUUGUUAAAAUGGAACAUUUACGGUAUUAUUUUUGGCAUAGCUUCUAGUUUAGGUAUGUCUUUAGUUGCCAAUUUUCAAGAGACUAAUUUUCUUAGUGUUCAUAUAAUUGGAGCUAUGUUAUGCUUUGGAGGAGCUACAAUUUAUUUUUGGAUACAAACAAUUUGUACCUAUUACUUAGUACCAAUGGCGUGUUCCUUGAGGCUAGUAUUUAUUAGACUAGUGAUAGCAUUCUUUUGUACUGUUUUUUUCAUCUCAGGAACGGUAACAGCAAGUUUGUCAAAAAAAUCUUAUCAAGGUAAUAAUCCUCGAAAAUGGAAAAAAGAAGAUGGUGGAUGGGAAUUGCACGUUAUUAGUGUAAGUUCUGAAUGGAUUGCGGCUUUAAUUAUGGCUCUUUACAUCUUAACAUUUGCCAAAGAUCUCAAUAAUUUUCGACUUCAUCCUAAAAAGAUCAUUUUUCAUCCACCAUGCAGACAAAAAAAUGAAAUACCUUACGAAUCACAAGAAAUCAACGUAGUGAAUUUCACCAUCGUUAAAUAAUAUUUUGAAAUAACGUUUUGUAAUAUCAACAUUUUUUUUUUAUUAUGAAUCAAAUUUAUUGUAUAACUUUUGUUAUGAAAAGCAACACUCAAUUUUAUAGUUUUAUAAUAGUAAUCUGUUGAAGCAAUAAUUUUUUCAAAAAAAAAGAAAAUAUAAAUAGUAAAUUUAAAAAUAUAUAUAUAUAUGUAAUAUAUUGUAUUCCUUUUUUAUGAAAUAAUAAAACAUUUCUCAUAA
Messenger RNA from Leptopilina boulardi, 1179 nucleotides. Its product is annotated as DNA damage-regulated autophagy modulator protein 2-like. The record is from RefSeq and is a predicted model, not a curated record. Bases 133 to 945 code for a protein of 270 amino acids. The transcript is spliced from 6 exons. Lineage: Eukaryota; Metazoa; Arthropoda; Insecta; Hymenoptera; Figitidae.